AUGGGAGGGGAGACCGUCUCGCGGAUGCGCCGUGGUUCUCGUGACAGCGGGAAGGAUUGGGUGAUGCGGUUGACGGUGGUGGACUGGGCAUCCAUGCUAGGUGUUAUACCGGUGGCUUCAGGGGAUAUUCAUGUUUGGCAUAUGCCAACUCGGACCGAAAUCUUUGGAGAUGAUUCUGUAUUACAAUUUGGUGGAGGAACUUUAGGACAUCCUUGGGGAAAUGCAUUUGGUGCAGCAGCUAAUCGUGUGGCUUUAGAAGCCUGUGUACAAGCUCGUAACCAAGGGCGCGAUCUUGCUCAUGAAGGUAAUGAAAUUAUCAAAGUAGCUUGCAAAUGGAUAGGAUGA
Molecule: messenger RNA, 345 nt
Organism: Miscanthus lutarioriparius
Lineage: Eukaryota; Viridiplantae; Streptophyta; Magnoliopsida; Poales; Poaceae
Source: the annotation of a GenBank genome assembly